Molecule: messenger RNA, 1863 nt
Organism: Apiotrichum porosum
Lineage: Eukaryota; Fungi; Basidiomycota; Tremellomycetes; Trichosporonales; Trichosporonaceae
Exons: 4
Coding region: 1-1863 (620 amino acids)
Biological process (GO): protein phosphorylation
Molecular function (GO): ATP binding; protein kinase activity
Source: RefSeq, a predicted model, not a curated record
AUGACUGUGCGCAGUCAGACGACGACGUCGUCCGUUCCCGGCGAGACAACAUUGCGCAAGUUGAUUAACUCGCCUUACCCGCACAGUUUCGGUGCCCAGCCUGCCAACGUUUUGCUCCAUGGAUUCGCAACCGCCCUGCAACGCGUUGUGGACAUAUCCGAUCGGACGCGCAACCGCCUGACAGUGUACCUUGAAGCAGCCAAUGACAGCGUGCUCCGUGGUGUUGACCUGGAAGUAAACCCCCAGCAGUACCUCUACGCUCUGUACUUUCAGUCGGUGAACUCGAUCAUCCAGAACGCUUCCCAUUUUACACCUGGCGACGUACCAGAGGGCAACUGGACGAUCGCCACAUCCGUCGGUGGUGGGCGAGGGGUGGAGUAUCGAGUGGGGGACGAGUUGGUGACUGUUAUUGAGAUCAAGCCCUCGUCAGCAGCCGGCGACCGCAUGAUCCUUUGUGACAUGCCAGAGGCCGCACCAGACGCCUUCGUUUCCAAAAACGCCCACCAGCAGCCCAUCGGUGUGAAGAUUGGGGAGGCACCCCACACCCUCGUAGGCGGCCAUCUCUUCCAUCUCUGGACGCAACUGGCCUCGCGUGAGAUCCAGUAUUCAACGUUCACCAAUGGCAACGCCUGGCUACCCCUUCGCGUGAUGGAUCGAGUCAACGUCCUGGAUACGGGACUGACCUGUGCGGACCAAGCAGGACCGUUUGAUCCCCUCAAGACACCAUUCGGGUACCUGCUGGCGUUGAGCCUGCUGCCGGCAGGACAUUACUCUCGGCCGCUUCCACCACCCAUUCCAGUUCCACCAGCACGGGUGACACCCGCCGCCGCACCUGGACUCCACACAGACCCUGCCAUCGAUAGCGUCUCGAGCUCAACCUACGACUCAGUCUACGAACCACCCACGAGUGGGGUCCGUAGCGAUCUAGAUCAGCGGGGCGCGUAUGCCGUCCUAGACUCUGAGCCGAUACCGCGGUCAAGGCCUUGUUCGCGCAGAGCCAACUCCCAUUUCUUCAACCCAUCGCCGUCUACCUCGCACAGCAGUCCUUCCAAGUCUUCUUCCAACUUGCCUGGCGAGGGCCAGAAUUUGCUUCGUCAAUCGUUCCCGCGCUCGAUCACGAUUGAGCUUGUGGACGAGGUCCUGGGACCGCACUCACUGGACAUGAUCGAUAUCACCAGUAGCGCUGGUGUAGUCCUCACCAAAGUCGACAACGGCGAUCUUGAGGCGUGCGUAAACCUGGUGACGCCAAGUACCCUCGCUCCUGCACCCAUCUCGGUGUCCGACACCACGGCCACGAUGGCCAUCUCUCGCGGCCUUGGGCGCGGCGGUACAUCGGACGUGUACGCGGCGACGCUCGCCGCGGCACCUAUCGCGGCCAAGCUGUCUUUCCCCUUUUCCGAGGCGAUGCGCCAAAACGCAGACUCGACAACGAUGCUUUCGGCGAGUCACAUUGCCGAGCUUGAGGUUCCAGUGAGAUACCAUCUAGCAAACGAGGCGCGCGUGCUUGGCGGGCCUCUCUCGGCACUGCACGGGGAGGCGGUGCCCCAGUUCUUUGGCACCUACCGCGGUAUGGCGCCCGCAUCGGCAUACUCUCAGCAGUGGGCGCUUGCGCCUACGGGGCCCCUCGAGUUGUGGGCCACGCUCGUGCAGCGCACCGAGCCAACCAAUGUCGAGACGAUGACCCACGUCGACAAGCUCGAGGUCGUAGCCCGCUACCGGCAGAUCCACGACGCAGGCGUCAUACACGGGGACGUUGCCCCGCGCCACUGGCGCCGCUCGGCUGCGGGCCGCAUGCUCAUUAUCGACUUUGGCCACGCGACUAUGCGUGAGGACCUCCAUGAAGCUGACUUUGAGGGCCUGUAG